This is a messenger RNA of Pistacia vera, 603 nucleotides long. RefSeq names its product agamous-like MADS-box protein AGL17. The transcript is spliced from 6 exons. Bases 66 to 413 code for a protein of 115 amino acids. Gene Ontology annotation, cellular component: nucleus. Lineage: Eukaryota; Viridiplantae; Streptophyta; Magnoliopsida; Sapindales; Anacardiaceae. Gene Ontology annotation, molecular function: DNA-binding transcription factor activity. The record is from RefSeq and is a predicted model, not a curated record. Gene Ontology annotation, biological process: regulation of DNA-templated transcription.
GGCAAAGGGAGGCUGCCAACUUGAGGCAACAGCUACAAGGCUUACAAGAAUGCCACAGACAACUGAUGGGAGAAGAACUUUCUGGUUUAAGUGUCAAAGAGUUGCAGAAUCUGGAAAACCAACUAGAAAUGAGUUUGAAGGGUGUCCGGGUGAAAAAGGAACAAAUUUUAACUGAUGAGAUCAAAGAACUCAACCACAAGGGAAGUCUCAUUCAUCAAGAGAAUUUAGAACUCUAUAAGAAGGUUUAUGGAUCAAGAAAUGUAAAUGCAGCAAACAGGAUUUCCCAGCCUCCAUACACUAUCAGCAAUGGGUACGAAUCACACCCACCUCUCCGUCUCCAGUUAAGCCAGCCCCAGCCUCAAAAAAAUGAGACACCACCAAAAUCAAUGCAACUGGGACUGCAGCUGCAUUAACAAAAAUUUGACAACUGUGGAAGCACAUCACUCCUUACUCUAUCAAUAACUUGCCCCACAGUUCAAAAGUCAAGCUUGAUCAGUAAGCUUCUGUUACUAAAUACAAGUAAAAUUAAGCUGCAGGAUCAACAGAUUUAGUGUGCAAUAUUCUAUGAAACAAGCUCUAUUUAUUACUGUAGAACAAUCUGCC